AUGGUAAGAAGGAUUACACCCUGUCGUAAAAAAACUUAUGUUCAGGAACCAAACAAAAGGCCUCGGAUUAGUGGAGCUAAGGAAAACAAAAAUGGAAACUGGAAAUCGGAAAUAUCUUUGGGUACAUGGAACGUUGGCACAUUAUACAGCACUGGAGCGGCACAUACAGUGACGCAAGAAAUAGGGAGGUAUAAACUUAAAAUCGUAGCAAUCCAAGAAAUUAGAUGGCAAGGAGGAGGAUCCUUAGACAUUAAUAAUUAUACCAUUUUCUAUUGGGAUUGUGACGAUCGACGACAAUUUAGUACGGGUUUCGUAGUUCAUAAGUCAAUAGUACCCAACGUAAUGGAAUUUAAGACAUUUAACCCAAGAAUAUCGCUAUUAACAAUUAAAACAUACUGGUGUAAUCUCACAAUAAUUAGUGUUCAUGCACCUACUGAGGAAAAGACCCAAGAAGAAAAGGACGACUUCUAUGAUGAAUUAACGAACGUAGUAGAUGGAAUACCUAAUAACAGAAUAGUGGUCAUAUUAGGAGACCUAAAUGCAAAAGUAGGAAAAGAAUUAAUAUUUAAACCAACUAUUAGCCACCGUAGCUUGCAUGAAGUAACUAACAAUAAUGGACUCAACCUAAUCGACUUUGCAACGAGCAAAGGCUUAGUGAUCAAGAGCACAAUGUUUUCCAAUAAAAAGAUCCAUAAGGGAACCUUGAAGUCACCAGAUGGGAAUCAUACGAAUCAAAUUGACCAUGUACUAGUUAAUGACAGGUUCAAAAACAGUAUUACGGAUGUUAAAACGAUGCGAGGAGCGGACUGUGACUCUGACCACUAUUUGGUUAAGGUAAACAUUAAAGCAAGACUGAAGGUAAGGGUGGUAAUAAGAGUAACGAUUGAAGUAUGCCAAAAACGUUUUAAAAGUGAGAUACACAAACGCAGAAUCAAAAAAACCAAAAAAAAANCACGUCGACUAACAGGCCGUCGGACUGUCCGCCGCAGGGCAUCGAUGAAACCGAUUUUAUCACAUAAUCGGACUCGGACGUUGGCCGCAUUAAAACACUUUUUACUUGGUUGCGGGUCCUGGCGACGACGGUCGAUCCGUCCGCGUAGAUCGUCCUGUACUCGCCCUUCACGUCGUAAAAAUCGUGUGCGUAUUCGGGCGACGAUCGCAUUACGGAAUAAUACAGUUGCGAGAAUACGGAACCGAUACGAUCCGCGUACUCGGUGUACGACAACGGGUCUUGAUUAGCUGUUGUAACGGUUCUGGAAUUGUCAUUGCUCUCGCAUGUCGGGUCUGCAACUUCACUGCCGUUUUCCAUUUUGAAUGAAAUCACUAAUGAUAAGCAGGUGCGAAAAGUAUAGGAAAUAUUGUAAUUAAUAUUUAAAAAUAUUUUUCUUUUUGCAACUGCCUUUGUUAUUAACGGGAGAAUGAAUGUUUUGGUAGGUUCUGAUACAUUAAAACUAUAACAACACGGUUGUUGUUGGUUAGUAACGAAAAUAAAAUUAGCAGAUUGUUUUUGUAUUGGCCACGUCGCACCGCCGUUUUUAAUUGGUAAUUUAAAGGCCAGAUCCUAAAAAAAAAAAAAUUAAACAAUCUCUAAUCAAUAUGUCAAUUAUUUUCAGCUAUCUUGGCUAAAAUGUAUGCAUUUCGAUAUUCAAUUACUUUUAUCUCUUAUAUUUCUUUUGCCGUUAGGUGUAAACAUCUUGGAUGAUCUUCCCCCUCAAUUCACUAAAUAUUCUUAAUAUUUAGUGACGAGACCGAGAAGACUCAUAAAUUCCGUGAAAACUGGUUAACUAUGUCAUAAACUCUUUGCACUCGACAUUAUACGGGUAUAUAUUUAUCAAUCAAAUAACGGGGGGGGGGCGGUUAAGUUAGGUUAGGUUUUUUCGAUCACUGGCAGUUAACAAAAUGAAAAGAUCAAUUUUUUUUUUUUAUGUAAUCGCUGUAUUUUAUUCGUUGUUUGUGUUCAGUGUAAUAACAAGUCAUUCUAUGGGAAAAGCCUGGCCCAAUAUAAAACUGUUUCGGUCAAUAUGUUACACAAUCAUCACCGUACGUACCAUUCGUUCUUCGACGUUCAUACGGAAAUACGGAUAUUUCGUCCUGGUUGUAUCGACGGCGUUUUGUUAAAAGAGCGUCUAUCAAAUUUUACCUUUUGUUCCGGAAGUAAAGAAACAGCAAAACAGUAUCUAAUGAUGCCUAUCACCGAAAACAAUAAAACUACUCGCAGUCAUAUAUAUAAUAAUACCUUGUUCACAAAGUGUACCCGCGUAGAAUGUGCAGUUAUGCGCCUUUUUAACAAUUCAAUGUUGAUUUAGUUAUAUUUUAAAAUGGCGUCCGGAUAAUUGCCGUUAGGGUUUCCAGUUUUAGUGGGGUUCCCAAAAUCCUUAAAUUAUUUAACUUGUUAUGAACAAAAAAAAAAAAAAUCAACAAAUCAACAAAGCAUUAUAAAUUUAUUGACUUUUUUUUUGUAUUAUGGUAGGGUGGGGGUGGCGAUGUGGCGCCAUCGACCCGAGGCGGUAAACUUGUAUUUUUGAGAGGCUUGUAUACAAUAGGCGGUUUUAUUUUGUUUUACCCAUCACCAAAUUAAUGCCCAGAAGUGUAAGAUUUCUUAACAAUGCCCAAGGGCGGCGAAACUAUAAAUACCUCCGCUAGUAUUUUUAAAAAAAUGAAAAAAGCAAAAUAAAAACAAACAUUUAUUUUUUUAUUUUUAAAUAUAAAUAGUACUAAAACAAAAUAUAUUUUAAAAUAAAUGAGAAAUGGCGUUUUUUUUGCCUAUAAAGAAUUUAAUAAUAGUCAAAAAUAUUAGAAAAUAAAAUGUUGCACAGUAUACGAGUAGGUAUAGAUAUUUCUUCAUUUUUAAUAAAAAAUCCCGAAAGUGUUUUGUCUCACUUGGGUCUUUUAAUAAUAUUGUUAACGAUAUCGUCAAUGUUUAUUUUUUCUUUUUUAGCGCAUGUAAUACCGCUGCAUCGUCAAAACGUAUUUACGUCGUUGUUGGCCUAACGAACGUUUUUGAACGUCGAGGAGCAGAAAAAGAACGCUCUGCUGUACACGAUGAAACCGGUGUGGUUAACAUGAUUUUAAUUGAUUUCAUCACUUCCGGUAACAAACACUGUAAAUACACAACUCUCGUUUCAAAAAAUCAAUUGCGUUAG
This is a messenger RNA of Cinara cedri, 3143 nucleotides long. NCBI's taxonomy places the organism in Eukaryota, Metazoa, Arthropoda, Insecta, Hemiptera, Aphididae. The record is from the annotation of a GenBank genome assembly.